CUUGGAGAGCACAACAAGUGCCCUUAGAAGGAAAGCCUGUCAGACUAUAAAGUGGAGAGCAUUUUUUACGGCUGCACUGCCAAUCUGGAGGUCUUAAAAGUCACUGAUCAAAUCCACUUUUUUCCUGCUCAGUGACAACUAACAAUGCAGUCCGUUUAGGAUAACAUUUAAGAGGAGGCGUGGGCCUAUGAAUUCACGGGUGAGUGGAAUUAAAUUAUACUUACCUUCAUUGUAAAUGUGUUUUGAAGCAUUAAGAACACCGUAAUAGACUCUGACAUAACUUUCUCCUCUGGUGUGAAACUCUUCCGAGCGUACAUGUUGCUGCUGUCCUGACUAGAUUUCUCUUCAACUCUAUUAGAGAUUGUUCUAGAUCCAUCUAGGCUAUCAAAAGAUGUCCAUAAAGUAAUCCGCAUGCUUGUAUUGCAGGAUAAUCUCCAGUGGUCUUAAUUAUCUUCUGGAAAAGGAGGGAGAGGGGGGGCGUGCAUACCGGUUUGAAGUGCCCGCUGUGAGAGGCGGUGGAGGCGGGGAGAGGAGCAACGAGGUCCGCGCUGGGUGACUUGGGGCAUGGAGAUGUUGCGUCGCUCUUCUGUGUUUGCUGCUGAAGUUUUUGACCGCUCACCCACCGACAAGGAGCUAGUGUCCCAGGCCAAAGCACUGUGCAGGGACUACAUUCACUCCAGGCUGAACCGAGCCGGGAUUGGCUGGUCUAAGCCUGAGCACGGACUGGCUGCAUCAGGUGGGACGCUGGGGGAGAUAUCCUCGGUCCUGCUGUGGCUGGGUAAGUUAUGGGAACAAAUAACGUUAUUAGCUGUACAGGCCAAGGUGUAGUAGAAAUAAGACAGCGAUUCACCAUUUCUGUAAUAUUCCUGCAUACAAUUAUCAUAUAAAGUUAAAGCUGAGGUCUUUUCUGUUAAUUUAAAGUCGCCUAAAGACGGUGACUCCAACUCCAAACAAAAAGGGAGACUGUGUAAAUAUUGGUAAAACAGAUAUGAGGGAAUUUCCUGAAAAUGACUUUAUGUGGAUGUCAGCAAAUGUUGCUCCAAAACCUGGACAUACUUUUCAGCAUUAAUGGUGCCUUUCCAGAUGUGUAAGCCACCCAUGGUAUACGAUCAGGGUUACUUUGAACUCUAUGCUGAUAACAACCUGGGAGGUCUUUCUCCUCCUUAGAGCAGAGCAUGAGCCAUCCACGAUUUCCAAAAAGACUGUCAUUUGAAGUUGUUAGACCACUUAACAGUUUUGGACAUUGUCUCAGUCCAUCCUAAAUGUGGGCUCAGGCUCAUAGAAGUUGCCAGCUGUCUGGAUCAGGUUUAGGUAUGGUUUCCACUCUGCAUGGUUCUGUUUCAACCAGCAUUUAAAGACGCAGUGACAGACUGAGUUCAGGACAACAGUUUUUUAAAAGUGAUUUUGAACCCAUGCUGUGAUUUCCACUACAGAAUCAUGCUUGAUUUUACUGCAGUGCAGCCUCAGGUCUUAAAAAUCACAGCCAUCCAGUGUUUUUGUUUUGCCUUCUCUCUCACUGUUUUUUCUAUGUAGAAUGAAAAUGAAACCCACACAUGUUUUUGGCAAUUUCAUAAUUAAGAACAUUAUUCUUAAACUAUUUGCUCAUCCAGAGUAGUUAAUCUCUUUCCGUCUUUCAGACAGAGACUCAGCCUCUUUUUAAGGCCAUUUUUCUGCCCAAUUAUGAUACCGAUCUGUUACAAAUUAACCUAAUUAGUUUGGAUAUGUUCCUCCAGGGUGUGCAUUUUGCAUUACUCAAUUUGUUCUGUGUUUUCCUGUAUUAGAGACUCAUUGCUGCCUUAAAAUUUACGAUGAGCACAAAUUUCCACAAGAUUUUCAAUUUCAACACUUGAUAAGAGGUAUUUGCACAUCUUUAAUCAAAUGUUAGGUUUAAAUGUUUUGUAAUCUGUUAAAAGAAAUUUAAACAAUGUUUUGUACAGUGUCACUGCUUUUUGGAGUUUCGAGCUGUGAACAUAUUUUUUGGAUACAAAUAAAAAUGGAGAUUAACCAGGGGUGCUUAAACGUUGGCUACAAGAAUCGUCAAAACUAUGAAAGCUACAUUAUUUGUGUAAUUAAGAGUCUUUGCAUUUAUACUUGCCACAUGAAAAGUCUUGAUUUAAUCAAGGUCAAACUUUUAUUUACUGGCAGAUCCUGGUUUAUUUUGCGUCAGUACUUCUCAGUAAUAAUCUUGGACUGACAUCUUCAUCUAUUGUUGGCAUCAGACCUGUGGGAGCGUACUUCAUUUCCACUGAAAUACCUUGAAGGGAUUCCCCAGAAAAUUGGGUAAACAGUCUCACCUAAAUCCUAUUCCGAUACCUGGACACGGGCCCAGUCUCAAAUGAAAACUAACUAGAUACAGAGAGGAAGGUUUCACUCCACCAUUUGUGGUUUUCACCCACCUACAGAUUAGAUAAUCAAGAAAUUCACUUUGAAACCCAGAUGGAACAAACCGGUGUUUAUGAAAAAAAUAGUUGAGCUCAGUUAUGACGUAAAUGUUUGGGAACACUUCAGAAGAAAGCUUUUCUAUGUGUUCAAAACUGUGGUCGAAACAGGGUGUGUAAACUUCUGAGCCAAGAACCCACGGAAGAGAUUAGAUCAGCUACGCAUGGACUUUGUGUUUUUAAAGUCAUCUAAGUUAAAACAACAUCUAAAGAUUAAAAGGGGAUUAUGAAGUAACAUUUUAAUAUUUGAAAAAAUACUUGUAUUCAAUAUUGUGCUGAGUGACAAGAACAUGCAGGACUUUUUGAUCGGGACAGCCCAAUUUGGGAUUAAUGUAGGGGUGGAAUGAAGUAUGUGGGCACAAAUACCAGAAUAAGUAGCACUAACAUAUCUACUCAUUCGAACUCCAACAAUCAUACUUGCUGUCAAAACCAGUAUUGGUUUAUGGCCUAUUCCAGUGCAUAAUUUUUUGACUGAAAAAAAUAACACAACAGAGGGACAACACAUAAAUCUUCUGCUGACAAUAUAUCUCUUUAUCAUGACUGACAACAAGACAUCUUGUUUUUCUUUUUUUCACAGUCACAGUCUGUAAUCACUGUGAGGAGAUAAGUGGCAGACCAAAUGAAAUGUUCCGUUUUUUGUAGACGGUGUGUAAAGAGUUAUUAUUAUUAUUAUUAUUAUUAUUAAUAGUAAUAGUUGUUACUCAUGUUUGUGUCCAGGUGAUGAGUUGGAGUACCUUCGGCCAAAUGUCUAUCGCAACGUAGCACGACAGCUCAACAUCACGGUGGCGUCAGAGAGCAUCGUGUCAGAUGCUUUCCUGGCUGUGGCUGCAGACAUUUUCUCUACAGGUAGGAGACCCCCUUUCAAUGUGGUUUUUCUGUGUGUAAAGACAUCCUCUUAGACCUCUUAGGUUUAUGUCUUAGCAACACACACAUGGACUUAAAAAUAUGGGAACAUGGUCUGUAUGUCUUUACAGGGCAUUUGUUCAUUUGGCUGUUGAUAAGUAGAAACUUUUCAGGCUGAGGUAAAGACAACAAAAACACCAGUUUGGAGAACUUAGGUCAAUGUGAUGUUUUCCAGUUGCCUACCAAAGCAUUUCUUUUUCAGUCAGAAAAUUCCAGUCUAACUUUUAAAAGUGACACCUCUUAAACAAGGUGACUCACUUUGAGUAUUGUAGUCAUCAUCCCCUUUCCGGAAAGGGACUAUAAGGAAAAGACUUAACUCUGUAUUUGGACAAGUUGUUGCUGGAGUGACUGAUUGUUAGAGACAGUUUGGACCCCACCCAUGGAGUUCAGACAUGAUCCUCAGCUGGUUUAUACCUCAGAGAAUGAGACAGCGUGGUCUGCUGCAGAGGUAAUUAACAAAACCAGGCCAUACUGUUCUCUGGUUUGUGCAGUUGUUGCUGACUCACCCACACACACAUGUUAAAAUGAAUGAAUGAAUGUCUGCCUUUAUUUAAACACACUCUCAUGAUAAAACAUACUGCUGCAAGGCUUUUGUCACAGUGUGAAAGUGUACAUUUGACUAGGGACGUAUAACAAAUGUACAAUCUUUGCACAAAAGUGUUAAAUGGUUGACACUUUUGAAGAGCUGUACCAUAUUUACCCUGAAGGAAGUCUUCUGCAAAUAAUGUGCCGUGCACUGACGUCAGCAACUAAUGUUUAUCUGUCGUGUUGCAUCAAUUGAAUUUGGCAAACUAGCUAACCUGACUCCUGAAAAAAUGUCAGCUGUGUAGAAGUAUGAUACCCUCUCUGAUCAGGACUAGCAACUACACUUGUUCCAAAAGGAAGGAUCACUUGCACCAAUUCAACAAAUACAUCAAGCCUUUGAGUAAAACAGGCACGAAGGAUUAAAAAGGGAUGGAAACCUAAAUAUUGGACUUAGAAGUUUGUUGUUUUAAACAUUGAUAAAGUUAUUUUCCCUGAUUUUAUUAAUCAGUUUAUCUCUGACAAUACUUAGAAUUCAUGUUACUAAAUGCCUCUCAAAUGAAACAAGCAGAUGCAGCAGGCUUUAUACACUGGGAGAGAGAGUGAAAAGGGUCAAAGAGGCGGGGUGCGAUCACUUUGUCAGAGCAUGCCACUUUGCUGAGAGGAAGUCAUGUGCAGCAGCAGAUUAGGACCACAGACUUAUUUAAUGCAACAAGCUCAGUUGCAAAUGUCAUGCUGUGUUCUGCAUGCAGAGAUAAACUGAAGCCAAUUUUUUUACACUCUCUUCAUGUUAGGCUGUCUAGCACUUGCUUAAGCCAAGUGCCUUUGUUUAACUUAAAGUUCAAUCAUUUUGAAUGAAAACUUGUGUUGCAUGGAUGUUGUGUCAGUGUCAAACUCACAGGAUAUUUUUGCCAGGCUUUUGGUUUCUCUCAGGGUCAUUUUUAAAAUCUCUGUCAUCACCGUCUUCAGUUUCUCUCCAGAUGCAGGCUGAUGCUGUUUUAUUGAAGGAGUCACUGAUAAAGCUUUUGUAAACUGUCUGACAGUGACAAAUAGCAGACGGACAAAUUUAGCAACAAGCCAGUAACGAAAGUGGAGUUUGACUUGAUGUCAAACAGACAUGCAAAUAUUGGUGUUGUGUUUCCAAAUAAGCCUCUGAUCACUUUCUAACCCCAUGUAAUACAUCCAUUUGAGUCGUGAAUAACUUCACUCUCAAACCACACAAAUGAUUAGCCAAAAAUAAUAAUAAUAAUAAUAAUAAUAAUAAUAAUAAUAAUACAUUUUAUUUGUAUAGCGCUUUUUAAAGGAGCUCAAAGACACUUUACAGAAAGUUAAUUAAAAAAAUGUUAUUAAAAACUUGUUAAAAAAUGAACUUUUUAAUACAUUUCGAAAUUAGCCCUUCUACAAAAAUGCAGCUGACACAUUCCUGACACAACCCAAUUACUGUAACUAAUACCGUCUGAGGUAGACCAAGAGAAAACUAAUUACCACCUGGGGAGCCCCAGAUCUGGAAGCUUGACUUAUUUAGUUUUUCUGGGAAACGAUGGUUUUCAUGGUGUUCAGGGCAAACAUGGAGCAGAUGAAAAAAUGUAUUUGUUUGUCUUUUUGAUUUUAAAUCAUUUUAUGUCUUCUUGAUUCUAAAUGGUUUUGUCUUUUUGAUUUUAAAUUGUUUUGUCUUUUUGAUUUUAAACUGUUUUGAUCUCUCCUUUUUUUUAUUUUUUAUGUAUUCCUUGCAUCUGUAAAGUACUUUGAAUUGCCUUGUGUAUGAAUGGUGCUUUACAAAUAAACUUGAACGGGUUAUCUCCAUUUUCCGGAUCAAAGUACCACGAAGCAUGGCAUGCUGAGAAACUCAGCAUAGAGUAUUGGAACAGCAGGUGGCUGUAUAAUGGCAAAAGUCUGACAUUUCAGGUCUAUAAUCUUAUGAGUAUUAAUACUUUGUUGAAGCUUUGUACCCAUGGAGCACACAUGGAGCAUUUGAUUAUUUAGUCUGCUGAAUGUGCACAUCUGAACAAAAAAAAGGAAAACAAAAAGGCUUUUUAGAAACAUUUCUACGCUUUUAUUAGAUUUAUUGUGAGUUGCAUGGUUGACAUUCAAAACAAAAAUUUAUGAGUUUUCUGGUCAGAAAGUUCAAACAAGUCACCUUCAGGAUAUAAUCAGUAGGAUAUGAGCUUUUGCCUAAGUCAGAGUUCCCUUCAUGAAUUUAUAAAUGGGAGAUCUGAUAAGGAGAUAAGUUGGAAAAACUGUACUAUUGAUUUUCAAUUAUAAAAAUAGACUUGGCUCUAACUGAAGAGUAUAAUACUAGGAUUUAAAGCUGGUGUGAUGUCAACCAGUCCCAAGACGCUUUCCAAAAAGAGCAGAUGAAGACCACACUCAUUGUUUGAUGAAUUACAAAGACCCAAAUUUGAGAUGGGAUAGAUUUGACCCAUGUCAUCUAAUAUGACAGCCACCUGCUGCUGCUGAGUUGAGGAUGGGUAAUAAGGUGGCAUUCAAAUUUCCCCUAAACUGCCCUCAUUUACUAUUAAGCAGCAGGGAAAAAAACAGAAUGCCAGACUCCCACUGUUUUCUUUUACUAUGGCAAGGUUGUGAUGUUUCAGAUGCUUUGAGAUGUAUUUUUGCGAAGCACUCAGGAGUCAAAAGCUGGCACAAAAGAUAAAUGUUUACUUAACAUUUGACCUACCACUAGAAGGACGGCUGUGUCAGAAGUGCUCUCAGACUAAAUAAGACCACAGGAAAAGAAGAAAGAUGGAGUCGGGGCUCUGUUAUUCAUGUGUCAGACAUGUAAACACUCCUGAAGUAGUCUGAGGAGUUGACUGUAAAUGGUGUGCAGCAAAAAACCUGAAGAGAGACGCACAUUGUUGAAAAAUCAUCUGCUUACUGAUCCAGUGAGGCGUACUGCCUGCCUGCUGAUCGGAUUCCUGAGUUUGAUUUUCAUCAUUUCAGAGACUGAGGCAUAAUGCCUGACUGCUGCUCAAGUUUUACAGUCUUUUUAAACAGCUUUGAGUCGAGCAACUGACAGAUGAAAACCCCUGAAAAGAGCAUUUGCUUCAUGUUGUCUAAGAGCCCCAAGAUCAUCAACUUAGACUUUGUUUGCCAACUUGUAGCUGAUGCUCAAAAAAAGGACGUUUUUAUCUCUCAGCAGGACACAAGUGAUUCAGCGUACAAAGUUUGGAGUAAAGACGAAGUUUGUUUUGAAGUUUAUUUGCUCCUAACAGUCCUAUAUCACAUGCAUUUCCUCACAGGUGUGACAUGGGGGAAGGUCGUGUCUUUGUACGCAGUGGCAGGAGCUUUAGCAGUGGACUGUGUUCGACAUGGACACCCAGCAAUGGUUCACACCAUCAUCGACUGCUUGGGGGAGUUUGUCCGCAAGAGCCUGACCUCCUGGUUGAAAAGGAGAGGAGGCUGGGUAAGAGAGAUUUUAUUCACCUGAUCACAUAUUUGUUUGAUAAUCUAUCUUGAAGGCCUUUGGUCUUAUCUUUACUUGAGAGGACUGCUAAAGAAACACAAGACAUUUUGGGAGUAGAGACUAGAAGAUGACCCGCAACUAUUGCAAUCAGGACUCCAAAGCCAAACCAGCACCUCUGGUCACAGAGUGGUUCUCCACAUCUGUUUUUAAAGGCAUGUCAGGCUCAAAAUGCAAUCCCCAAGUGCUCUAAGAAAUACAGCACAUCCUGCUUGAAAUAAAAAGGAUUGUUUUAUGUCUCUCAGUGGGUGGUCACGUGUGAAAGAUUGAGGCCACAAUCUUCUGAUAACUUUCUGGAGAAAUCAAUCACCACACAGCCAAUAAUAACAAGAUAAAGGACCUGUGACUCAGUUUUAGGCUCAGGUCCAGCUCAGUCUAUACCAUCCACAUGUCACAUGUGUCUUUAGGCAAGAUACUGAACCCCAAACAAUAACUACAAAAGUCUAUACAGGCACAUACACCCAUAUAUUAGGAUAGUUGUUCAAGCGUUUGUCUACCAAAGAAAAAAAACUGAAAAAUAAGAAAAAAAAAGGAAAAAAGAGGAAACAAACUUGUUCAUCCAUCAGGAUUUUGCUCCUCUGUCUCAUACUGUGCUGGUAUUUUCCUUCAGUACCGAGGUUUGAGUCAUUUGGCGCCUUGAUUUCUUAGGUAAAUCCCAUCAUUUCACUCUCGCAUAACUUCAAACACACCUUUGUUUUAGCUUGAUUUGGGACUGCUCAUGUUUGUUUAUCUUUUUCAUGAUGAGCAAAAUCUGCAAAUAUAGGGUUUGGGCCAACUCUCUCAGGGUCCAAAGGGACAAUUUAGUUAAAUUUGGAACAACCGGAUUCAGUUUAAAAGUGAGCAGAUUUUUGUAUGACUCUGAAUUCCCCUAGCUCUCAUAAAUAGUUAUCUACUUGAUUGUCUAUGUUUGGGGCACAUGCAGUUUUACUAUAGUUUCAGUGUUUACUCACAGUAGAAGUGAAAGCAUGGAUUUGGUGUUGAUAACUUACCGAAGAGGUAAAUUUGGACGUGAGCUUGUGUGUGAGAAUGAAUGUCAGCUGUGACCAUUAAAGUCCCACUCUCAUCAUUUUUUUUUCACUACUCAAAAUGUUCUCAGUGGUCUAUUCAGCUCUUGAACACUAAUGUCUUUAGGGACAUGAUGAAAGCUUAUAUCAUAAUUAGCUUUCUUACAAGCAUUGCAAUCCACUAACACACAUGCUUAUUCUGCGAUCGUCCUCUCUACCUCUCACAGUUUGGCCUGCAUAGCGGGGCUCUGGGGGCGGAGCUUGGAUUUGCUACGUAAGAAAUCUCACUGUGUCUGAACGUACUGUUUGAGUCUGUCAGAGAUUCACAGUGAUUUGAAUGCAGAAAUACUCAGAAAUGCAGUCUGCUCUUCCUCAUGAAAUGUCCUGUAGCACUAGGAAUACACCAUAUGAACAUGUAGACAACAAGAAAAAACAGUAUUUUAAUCAGAGUGGGUCUUUAAGGGAUCCACGUACCUGAGAAUGAUGACAGUAGAUUUUACAGGAGGGAAACUAUACAGACUAUGCGGCCAUACUAUCUCUGUGCAUAUGCAAAUUAAACACUUAAAAAGAAUGAUUUGAAUGAUCAGUGUUAAACAUUUUGUGGUACAUCCUUCCCCAAACAAAAGUGAUAUUAAAAAAAGAGGAUGAGGACACAUGAUGUCUGCUUCUCAGUUCAUUAUUUGGUCAGGUUCUCUCUCACUGGCUGAUCCAGAAAUCAUUUCUCCUCUCCCAUAAGGAAGGAUCAUCCAGUUUGUGAAAUGCUCCUGGAGUACUUCUUUUUUUACUUUUUAUUUUUGUUAUAAAUCACCACAGGCCUCUAAAACCUCCAAACAAUAAGUCCUCUGUAGGUCAUUGGAGGCAUCAGUUUUAGUUUCAGUCUGUUUCAUAAGCAGCUAAAUUCCCCCCAGAGGAGCUUUAACACAAACCAGAACCACCUCUUCAGACAGAACAGUGUGAACGUGUCGAUCCUCUCUACGAUUUUGUAAAAUGGGGGAAUCCAGACUAAUCAGAGAGUCCUGCACGAACUGAGUCAGAGGAAGGAUCGGUGCCUGGCGGCCCGCCUCUGUCUGCGUUCUGCUCUGCUUGAAAGAGCUUAACAUGAGGACAAAUGAGCGCCCUCAUGCUCACAGACAUGGCACCCAAGCCAGCUCUGUUUAGAGGAGAAGUGGAGUGUGACAAAGUGAGGAGCAGUGAAUUGUAUAACUGACCUCAUGAAGCACAGAUCAGGGACCUGAUUUUCACGGUCACAGCUCACACUGUAACAUCGCUGCAGUGGGAUUUGAGGUCAGUGUGUAGAGGUGUUUUGCAGCAGGAUCUGAAGAGGGAGAUGUGUUUAAUGUCAGGACUGACACCUUACUGCUUUCUGGAGAUUUUCAUUGUCUGUGCAAGUCUUUUCUUUAUACAACUCUGAAUUUUGCUGCAAGUACAUAAGCUUCUACUGUGAGCUUUGGCUUUGGAGGGACAUAUUUGUGGGCAGGUUGCACAUGCUGGGACAGCAGAGUCUCAGAAUAUUUACAAAUCAGGAACACAUGUGGAAACUUUUCUCUCUUUUUUUAAGCAUAUUUGCUCCAGAUUUUACUGUUUCCAUUUGAACCUGAAUACCCUCACUAGUUUAACUCUCUCUGCUUGGCUGUUGCAGGUGGAUGUCACAAAAUGCGUGGUGAACUCUGACCCCAGUUUCCGCUCUCACUGGCUGGUGUCGGCUGUCUGCACCUUUGGACACUAUGUGAAGGCAGUUGUGUUGUACCUGCUCAGAGAGAAGUGAUUGAAACAAAAUCAAACACUGGAUUUUCAAGAGACGGACCAGUAUGUAGCACCAUCACCACCACAAACACCACUUCACCAAGGCAUCCUCUGCUUUGGAUCAUGUUUACACUCAUUUGCACUGAGCCAUAAUUGAUAAACACUCGCCCUGCACAGACUCUUAAGUGUGUUUCCUCUUUCCUCUGUUAGAUAGUGUAUUUAUUGUUCAUAGUUUUAUUGUGUCACAUGUUUCAAGCUCUUAAUUUUGCCUCAAAAAAGAGACCUGCUAAUGUUGCUGGCUGUGUAGCAACAAUUUGGUUGACCCUAUAGGGGCAACUGUUGUAAUUAUUGUAAUUGUAAACUGUUGGCAAACUGUUGUGGUGAGCGUUUUUGCUUAAAGUAUAACUACAACAGUUCAAACAGAAAUCCUGAGGCUUACCGUGAGAGAUAGUCAUUACAUUUCUUACCUGGAUUUAACAUAUAACCCCCACAGGCAUUUGCGUGCUAGAUUUACGCAAAUAACUGCAUGUUUUCCUCUCAGUAAGGGACUGAAGAAUAAUUAUGAGAAGGGUGGAGUUCAGAGAAGAGAGGGGUUUAUGUUGUUCCUCUUUCUUUUGGAGACAGAGGGAGGAGUUUUAAGGCUUUUCUCACUCCUGGGUUAGGUUCAGGUUCAGGUUCAGGUGACUUGAAUCAAUUUGUUCAUUUGUUUUGCAGCUAGGUGAUGAUCUUCAGUUACAAAACAACCUGAAUAAAAACUAUUAAACAUGCAAAAACAUGAGAAAUUGAAAGAACUCCAUAGCCACACUUAACAGAGCUUAAGUGGGUAAAUAAACGUCACCCAGAUACAUAAAUGAAAUAAAACAAUGUAAACGCGUAUAUAAAACCCAAAUCAUAUUUGCUAGUAUCACUACAUCUUGUUCAGCUAAGUUUUAGCCGGACUAACCUGUCCUUCUAAGUCCUUGUUCUGCAAAAUCAAAACGUAAACCUCCAUUCAGACAGAGGGACCUGAAAUUUACUGUGUAAAGGAUGAGAGUCAUGCUGGACGUGCCUGUUGUACAGCCGAGACUUACACGUCAGCUUAUUUGACCAUUUAGCUAUGAGAUACAAAGGACAUUGCAUAUUCUAUCCAAGCAAAAAUACCUUUGAAAAAAGACCAAAGUGCGUCAUGAAGGUGCGACUUAUUUGGAAAAUAAUUCUAUCUUUGUUUUAAGGCUAAGCGGCAUGCAUUGAUUCGUUAUAUUUACUCUGUUAUUUUCUGGAGAUCAGAGCUCCUUCCUCUUGAUUUGCAAGAGCACAAAACAAAUAGAAAUCAACCCAUCUUGCGUCAUUAGUGCGGUAAAAUGUUUGUUAUCUACAUCACUAGGUAAUUACCCCAUAAUUAAGAGGAAACAAGCUUUGUGAUCUUGAGAUGAUGAAGUUAAUUAAUCUGCUAUCACAGACAAACCAGCUUUAACAAGAGAAAUAAGCCAGGACUUGGAGAAAGCAGCUGAGUUAACUUGCUGAAAUGGAAAGAACAGAGUGAAUGUAUGGAUGCAUGUCUGCUUAGGCCCUCUGUGUGGCUCUUUUUUGUGUCAUGGAGUGGCAUUAAGGACAAACAAAAAUGUGCAUUCAAAGUCAAACUAAAAACUCCACAUCUAACCCUCUGAAGUUGCAAUGAUACUGAAUCAACUUAAACAACUAAUCAGUGAAGGAAAAACCUUUUGCUUUUGUCCUUUUUACUUUAAAUAAUGCUUGACAAUGAGGAUGCAGACUAGUAGUCACCACUUUAAGGUGUUGGUUGUGACAUAAGGUGCGUCCGCUCAGUUCUCUGUUGUAAUGGUAUUUUUAGAUUUAAAUGGUAUUUUAAAAUCUAAAAAUACCAUUACAACUUAAUAGCAUGAACAGUAAGUCUUAUCAGCCUACCCUGACCCUACAGUGCAAACACAGUCCUGAACAAGUCUGACUUGAAUCUACAACCACUCCACCCAUGUGUAUGGAUGUGUUAUAACCCAGCAGCACUCUGUAUUUAAUGCAUAUUUCCUUCUCUUUUGUUCCCUGUGAGGCAGUUUGUCGUACUCAUAUAUGUCACAGUAUAUGCUAUUCCCUCUGUGUUAGAGCACUUUGAGAACAUUUCACUCUAUGUGUAGAGUUUAUUUUGUGUGUAAUUUCACUUUGUAUGGCAUGUAGCACAAUAAUUCAUCAGAAAUGAACUGAUGUCUGUAAAUCUACCACUGUAAAUAUUAAGAAGAAUAAAUGGUUCUUACAAAAACAAA
Messenger RNA from Xyrichtys novacula (pearly razorfish), 12319 nucleotides. NCBI's taxonomy places the organism in Eukaryota, Metazoa, Chordata, Actinopteri, Labriformes, Labridae. The record is from the annotation of a GenBank genome assembly.